AAACUAAGCCACUAAAUGGAAAGCACCCAUGCUUAACCACGCUGACCACGCUCAACUCGCAUUGUCUAAGCAGAGUCACUCGAAGUCGACUUGCGUUAUCGACAAAAAGCGACACAAAUGUAAUGGAAAGCAGAAAUGACACUAAUAGAAGUCGAUUCGUGUUAACUUGUGUCACUAAAUGGAAAGCACCCAAUGUGCAGCGACAAAGAACAGGCCUUCAGUCUCACUUUCAGGUGCUUUAAGAUAAAUGGAAAGCAAGAAAUAAGAUUAAUAGAUAACACAAUGAAUAAAAAUACUCGUGAGACAACGCCAGGUGAUGGUUUACGAUCGUUGCGAAGCACCACGUUAUUUCGUGCUGUCAAUUUCGAAUUGUAUGUCAAACCGAACAAAAUCAUUAUGAUUCUCGGUAUUCUAACAAUGUUGGGUUGUUCAGGGUAUAUAUUUUAUAUGAAUUCUAACCAAAACAGGAAUGAUUAUCAUACUGUAAUUAAGUCAGAUAGUACAGUAGAAAUGAUAAAAAAACCAUCCAAGUGGACUGAUUAAGUAAAGCUGUAACUAGAUAAAGACAACGGGCACAAGCUCAGGACUCAGGAUCUAUGAUGGAGGAGCGUCUUGAAAUGGCAUUAAACAAACAAUUGUCAAAUACAUUUCCAAAAUUUUAAUUUUGUUGUAUUCGUAAGCCUAAAAAUGCUAAUUUGUGUAGCAAAAAAAUUGUCGCAAAUAAAGGCCGCAUAAUCAUUUGCAAUUUACUGCAACGAAUAAACACUAUUUACU
Molecule: messenger RNA, 774 nt
Organism: Monomorium pharaonis (pharaoh ant)
Lineage: Eukaryota; Metazoa; Arthropoda; Insecta; Hymenoptera; Formicidae
Product: small integral membrane protein 8
Exons: 3
Coding region: 193-543 (116 amino acids)
Source: RefSeq, a predicted model, not a curated record